Messenger RNA from Caenorhabditis remanei, 1104 nucleotides. RefSeq lists its product as uncharacterized. Lineage: Eukaryota; Metazoa; Nematoda; Chromadorea; Rhabditida; Rhabditidae. The coding region runs from base 1 to 1104 and encodes 367 amino acids. The record is from RefSeq and is a predicted model, not a curated record. The transcript has 5 exons.
AUGCGUUACGACAAGCUGGAUCAUCAAAAUUCUGGGACUUUCUUCGCGAAAAGUGCCUUGAAACGAUAUCUUCCUCUGGCUAUUCUUACUGUACUAGGCGUCACAUUGUACUGGUUGUACACAGGUGUGCCUGAAGGAAUUCGUGGCGGAUCCAGAGCAUCGAGAAGGUCGGAAAGUGUGGGUGGAGCCGAGUCAUGGGAUACAAUUGAUGGAGAAGGAUAUCAGUUUAAGGAGGAGACCAACCAACUCCGUCUGGAUCCCCGUUAUGACCAACUCAACCGCCUUCCUCCAUGUGGAGACCUCUCCUCCACCGGUGUCCAACAAGACGUCACAAAUCUGAUGGAAAGUGUCAAAAAGCAGUUUUCCGAUUGUAUCACACCAAUUGUGAAUCAGUGGAAGGGGCGCGCUAAGGAGAUGAACAUCGAAUGGGUGUCCAAGGCAGCAAUUUGUGAUAAGCUUCCAAUUUUUGAGGAUUUGAAAGUGAUACCAUUCAACAAUCAGCAUGAGACGAAAUGGGCGGUUCUUCCAAAAUGUAAAGAAGAAAAUAUUCUUGUCACCCUGGGCGUCGGGCAUGACACCACAGCCGAAGAACGGCUCAACCGCACGAUUCCAAACACAAAAUUCUAUGGAGCCGACCCGAUAAUCGAGCCGAAUCGUCAAAUGUACUCUGCCUUUGGGAAGUUCUUCCCAUUUGCCAUUGGAAAACAGCCAGGAUUCACCAAGUUUAGAGUUUUGCCAAAUCAGAAUCAAAAGACAAGGAAGUAUAUCUAUCAGGAUGUGACGACGAUUCCAUUUUUGUACUUUUUGCACGAUAUUUUGAAGUUGCAGAAAAUCGACUUCGCCUGGAUCGACAUCGAGGGCGGUGAAUUCGAGUUCCUCGACCAAAUCCACCAUGAAGUGAAAUUCUGUCAAUUCAACCUGGAAGUUCACUCGCGUUUCGCUCCAGCCGGCGCACAAGUGUUCCAUGAUUUCAUUUUCAAAGUUUUGGAGCAGCAGAAGUAUGUAUUCCUUCAAUCAAUCAAUACGGGGACCGGAGUUCAUCGAAUGUUCUUCUUGAAUGUAGAGGAUAGAGAGUGUUUGGCGAAGUAUUUCAAUAACUAUUGA